Molecule: messenger RNA, 1402 nt
Organism: Thalassophryne amazonica
Lineage: Eukaryota; Metazoa; Chordata; Actinopteri; Batrachoidiformes; Batrachoididae
Gene: tomm34
Product: translocase of outer mitochondrial membrane 34
Exons: 8
Coding region: 190-1101 (303 amino acids)
Cellular component (GO): cytosol; mitochondrion
Molecular function (GO): heat shock protein binding
Source: RefSeq, a predicted model, not a curated record
GGCAACUCCUACAUUUCCUACAGUAUUUGAACGCAGCAUGAGGAGAAGCGAAAAACGAAAGUGUGUUUUAACUUCGAGAGCAGAUCCGUCAGCAAAGACAUCAGAGCUGCACCACCAGCACAACGGAAAAGUCGUCACAACUUCGAAAUAAAUUAUAUGUCUCUUAUCGAUAACUGAUAAAGAGAAGCGAUGCCUCACAAACACAAGUCUCAGUCCUGGAUGCAGCUGAAGCAAGCUGGAAACGAUUAUUUCAAGGCGGGUCAGUACAGCGAGGCCACCGCUCUCUACAGCCAGGCCAUCAAAGAGCUGGAAAAGUCCGGUAAAAAGAACACAGAUGAUUUGGGGAUUUUGCACUCAAACCGUGCAGCCAGCUAUCUGAAGGAAGGCAACUGUGCUGAAUGUGUGAAAGACUGCACCACGUCUCUGGAGUUGGUCCCCUUCAAUGUGAAGUCUUUGCUGCGGCGCGCAGCUGCCUUCGAAGCUCUGGAGCGCUACAGGCAGGCUUACGUUGACUAUAAGACCGCCCUGCUGGUUAACUGCAGCAUAGCAGCUGCACAUGACGGCACUAACAGGAUGACUAAGGCGUUAACAGAAGCAGAUGGCCCGUUGUGGAGAGAGAAGCUUCCUCCUCUUCCAGUUGUGCCGCUGACUGUCCGAGAGAAACUGGUCCAGCAGGCAAACGCUGCACCACAGCAGAACGGCAUCGGGACAACAAACAAACCAGCAGCUCCCACUGACAAAGACAAAAAAAAAGCUCAGACCCUGAAAGAAGACGGCAAUGCCCUGGUGAAGAAAGGAGAAUAUAAGAAAGCUGUCGAGAAGUACAGCCAGAGCCUGAAACAUAACCCUGCUGAGGUCACGACCUACACCAACCGGGCGCUGUGUUUCCUGUCACUGAAGCAGUACAGUGAUGCUCUUAAAGACUGCAACGAGGCUCUGAUGAUGGACAGCCGCAGCGUGAAGGCACUCUACAGGAGGGCGCAGGCUCACAAGGAGCUCAAGAAUAUUACCGGCUGUGUGGAGGACCUGAACUCGCUGCUGAAAGUGGAGCCAAACAACACGGCGGCACUGAAGCUGCUGCACAGCGUCCAGAAGAAGUGAAGGUUCCCGCCAGCGAGUCAGAGUCUGACGCUGCAGCGAGACACAGAGUCCAACUGCCUCUGGUUCUUAUGGACCCGAGACGACGGGUUUGGGGUUUGGUCGGUUUAGACUGUAAAACAGCGCAGGUUGCUGAGAAUCGGCGGCAUUUCUGAAUGUGCGUCUGAUUCUUGCACCUUCACUUUCACUUCGUAUUUGAUUAUUUAUAAGGUUAUUGAAACAUAUUCUUAUGAAGAAUAAAGUUUUACCUUCAUGGUUUGUUGGCCGGGGCUGCUUGCUUUCAGAAUCGGUUAAUAGUUAAGAA